AUCCAAAGUUACAUCUGGCAACCCUGCUGCUGUCCCGUGACAAUAGGAGUUUACAAAUAAAAACAUUAAAAAAAACAGCUGAAACUGGAAUAUAAGAAUCACCCAGCACAAGUGGCGACGGCAGACAGUCCACCAGGCAAUAUGUCACCGAAGAACAACCACGAUCCCACCUCCUCCGGCGACUCCGGUAGCGCCAAUGUCCAAGAGGCCGAUCUGCAGGAGAUGGAGGAUGUGAAUCAAAGUCUGGACGAGCUGAGCUGCGCCCUAGAUGCCGUGGAGCAGCGCACGGACGACAUAAUGUCGCAGCUCCGCGAGCUCCUCGACUCCAACAGGGAAAUACGUCGCCUGCUGGCCGAGGAGAAGGACAAUGCCGAGCAGCCGGAGGAUGACAACAUGGAUGGGCAAAAGUCGGGCAACGAAGCCAAGUAGGGGACACCUGGCCACCUGGCCACCAGUUAUUUGUUUGUUUUGAGCACCCAAUUCCCGUCAAUUGUUUCGUUUUUUUUUGUAUCAUGUAUUAUUGGUUCCUAAUCUCUAAGUAAAUGUAAUUGAAAGCA
Molecule: messenger RNA, 557 nt
Organism: Drosophila kikkawai
Lineage: Eukaryota; Metazoa; Arthropoda; Insecta; Diptera; Drosophilidae
Product: UPF0184 protein CG14818
Source: RefSeq, a predicted model, not a curated record